AUGCAAGAUAAACUUCGGAUGGCUGUUGGCAUAAUGGGAAAUGCAGCUUCUGCGUUACUUUACGCAUCACCCAUAUUAACAUUUAGUACAGUGAUAAAGAAGAAGAGCACGCAGGAGUUUUCAUCUGUCCCUUACAUUGUUGCUCUACUUAACGCUCUCAUUUACACUUGGUACGGCUUACCUAUUGUUAGCAAGGGAUGGGAAAAUGUCCCACUCAUCACCGUUAACGGCCUUGGUGUCCUACUUGAAUCCUCUUUUGUCCUUAUCUAUCUGUGGUUUUCUUCAUCAAGGGCGACCAAGGUGAAAGUAGCAGCAAUUACCAUGAGCAUUAUAGCAGUAUUUGUGGGCACUGCUCUAAUAUCUGGCUUUGUGCUACAUGAUCAUCAUCGGCGGAAAGUAUUUGUGGGGAGCACAGGACUGGUAGCUUCCAUAGCACUCUAUAGUUCCCCUCUUGUUGCGAUGAGGCAAGUUAUAAAAACUAAAAGUGUAGAAUUCAUGCCAUUUUAUCUGUCGUUAUUCACACUCCUUGCAAGUUGUUGCUGGGCAGGCUACGGACUACUGAGCCAUGAUCUCUUUAUAAUGUCUCCAAAUUUGGUGGGUAUUUUCUUGGGUAUCCUCCAACUGAUGGUUUAUUGGAAAUAUAAAGGAAGAAAUGUGGAACAUACAAACAGAUGGGAUGUAGAAAACAACAAAGACAUGCCCAAACAAGAGCAAAUGAUGGAAAUUGAUAACAAAAGUUGA
Messenger RNA from Amaranthus tricolor (Joseph's coat), 741 nucleotides. Its product is annotated as bidirectional sugar transporter SWEET3. Gene Ontology annotation, molecular function: sugar transmembrane transporter activity. The transcript is spliced from 6 exons. Gene Ontology annotation, cellular component: membrane. NCBI's taxonomy places the organism in Eukaryota, Viridiplantae, Streptophyta, Magnoliopsida, Caryophyllales, Amaranthaceae. Gene Ontology annotation, biological process: carbohydrate transport. The record is from RefSeq and is a predicted model, not a curated record. Bases 1 to 741 code for a protein of 246 amino acids.